Zerene cesonia (dogface butterfly) is the source of this 2163-nucleotide messenger RNA. Its product is annotated as vitamin K-dependent gamma-carboxylase. The coding region runs from base 1 to 2163 and encodes 720 amino acids. Lineage: Eukaryota; Metazoa; Arthropoda; Insecta; Lepidoptera; Pieridae. Gene Ontology annotation, molecular function: gamma-glutamyl carboxylase activity; vitamin binding. The transcript is spliced from 9 exons. Gene Ontology annotation, biological process: peptidyl-glutamic acid carboxylation. The record is from RefSeq and is a predicted model, not a curated record.
AUGAGAAGAGUAAAUGCCCUGUAUAUAACCGCCAAAAACGGGGCUAUUAAAAUAUGCGCACGACUAAAUGAAGCUUUAUUGGAGCAAUUCGGAUUUGCCAUACAAGAUGUGACUUGCGGAAAAAUUAUAAACUACUUAUAUACCCCAAAGGAUUCUUCGAGUCUGGCUAUUACUAGAAUAUUAUUUGGUAUAUGUAUGCUGUUGGACAUCCCCGAUGAGAGAGGAGGUGCGGUGAUGCCGACCCGCUGGGGUGACCCCAAAACCUGUCACUUUCCUCUGCUACCAUUUGUGACUGCUGUCUCCUUGCCGUACAUGGCACUUGUCUAUUCGGUAUUGUGGCUGGGUGCACUCGGUAUAACCCUCGGAUAUAAAUUUCGUUUAAGUUCUUGGGCCUUUACGAUAUGUUAUUGGUAUCUGUUCCUCAUAGAGAAGAGCUUCUGGAACAAUCAUAGCUAUUUGUUUGGGCUGGUUUCGUUGCUGCUAUCUUGUACGGAGGCUGGAAAUUAUUGGUCAAUAGACGUAUUCUUGAAGCCAUCACUGAAAAGAACUACCGUGCCAUAUUGGAAUUAUUUUGUACUGAAAUAUCAGUUCUUCAUCUUAUACUUCGUAGCGGGCUUGAAGAAGGGAACGGCGGAAUGGCUGACUGGUUAUUCCGUACCUAACUUGAGUGAACAUUGGGUAUUUAGCCCGUUUAAAUUAUUCUUAACGGGUCCUCAAAUAAAUUACUUAAUAGUGCACUGGUUUAUUUUUGUCUUUGACUUGACCAUCGCCUUUUGGAUGAUGUGGUCUAAAACGAGGCACAUUGCCAUGGUAUUUUGUGCACUGUUUCAUCUAAUGAAUAGUCGGUUGUUUGCGAUUGGUAUGUUUCCUUGGGUUUGCUUAGCGACAAUGCCUUUAUAUUAUCCAUUCGAUUGGCCAAAAAUAUUGUUACGACGAGCCAUUUCUUCGACUGCAGUUUUUUUUAAUAAAAUAAUUGAGGUAUUAAGAGCGAAGUUGGUUAAACUGCAUGAUAAAUUUAAAACCGAUGAAAGCGAAAUCCACGAAACAAAAUUGUCUAAAGAUUCUGAUAAGGAUAAAGUAUUGGCGGAUAAAAAGAAUAAGCUAAACGAGAAAGAAUGUUCAGUCAGUAAUAAAAAGGAGACAUCCGAUAAUAUUAUUCGAAAAGCAAAAAUAGAAAAGAUUAAAGAUCCAAAAGAAAACGCAGGAGAAUGCAACGAAAGAUACGAACAGAGAAAAAUGAGAACUUGUUUAUUGAUUCUAUUACACGUUGUGAUGCAAGCGUUUUUGCCAUAUUCUCAUUUUAUUACUAAGGGUUACAAUAAUUGGACAAACGGACUAUACGGAUAUUCCUGGGACAUGAUGGUCCACACGUGGGAUGUUUAUUCUGUCGUCGUGAAAGUGGUGAAUAACGAAAACAACGCAGAAUAUUUCGUUGACCCAUACAUAUAUACGCCUAAUGAUCGAUGGACACGGCAUGGCGACAUGGUUUACCAAUACGCUCAUUGUUUGAAAGACAGACUCCUUAAAACACACACAGGAAAGCAAAUUUCAGCGAAUUCACUUUCGGAAAACAUUUCCAUUUAUAUUGACGUGUGGUGUUCCAUGAACGGCCGAUUUAUUCAGCGAAUGUUUUCAAAAGAAGAUAUGUUAGCUGUGUCUUGGUCGCCGUUGAAGCAAUUGUCAUACAUCAUGCCAUUGUUGGACGAAGGACUCAAUUGGAGGAGUUAUUUGCAGAAUAUGAAAGAAGUGGUCCAUUCGUGGAAUAAUUAUAGCGAUGUCGUUUUUAUUGCGGAUUUUCCAGGUUACGAACAAGACAAAUUUAUCCCACGUGAAUUGGUGAACGUUUCUUUAACAGUUCUAAAAGGAACGGUGAUGUAUGAACCAGAACACACAAGUGAAAUGACGGGUCAAUCACAUAGAUUAAACGAGGGACAUCAAGUUAAACUGGACUCUGAAAGAUUCCAUAGAGUAAUAAAUAUUGGUUCAAGUCCAGCAUUUUAUAUGUAUACCUUUGCAAACCUCACGGAAGCAAAUAAUGUAGCACCAUCAAAACCACUUUUACCGAUAUAUAAAGAGCUUUUCAGACGAUAUAAAAAUAUGAUUACUUUUGCGAAGAAUGUUUUUUCUAACAUAUUUAGAAUUUCACAGUGUUAUGAAAUAUAA